AUGACAAGCGGCGAUCCGCCCGAGAUCUACCCACAGUAUUGCUUCCAUCUGUCGCCGACGAUACACCGGUGGUGUCACCUUCGAGCGGCCGACGUUGCGGCGUUGACUACGCAUCCCGGGUUUGAAGGGCAGGAUCUCUACUUCCACAUCAACCAUCCCAUAAAAUGGAUCCGCAUAGCAGGCAUCAUCGUCGCCAUUGAUGAGUACAACAGCCGCCGCGUCUACACGGUGGAUGACGGCAGCGGGGUGAACAUGGAAUGCGUCACCACCAUUGCGGUAGCUAAGCCGGCAGCUGGUGAAGCUGUUGUUCCUGGCGUUACUACUGCUGCUACUACUACCACUGCUACUCCUGGGUACGGUGCCUUCCAGCCCCGCCAGCACACAAACCCUCGCAUACCCAACGACCUCGACGUUGGGCAGGUGGUCGAGGUCAAAGGCGGCAUCUCGACAUUCCGGGACGCACGGCAGAUCAAGGUCGAGAGCGUCACAGUGCUGCGUUCGACGCGGCAGGAGGUGGAGUUUUGGCGCAGGACCACGGAGCUGCGCCACACAGUGCUGGCGCGCCCCUGGACCCUGCGCAGGAGGGAUGUGCGGAGGUGUCGGAAGGAGGCAGAAGCUGAGGACGUCGCGCGCCGGCGGGGCAAAGACUGGAAAAGGAGAAAGAGAGCGGAGAUGGCCGAGGCUGAGGAUGAUGGACCGAGGAGGAGGAUUACAGGGUUGGAGCCUACUUCCAGGCCGGCGGUGGCUGGCUCUGCUUGUGGUGCCGUUUCCACGUCGCGGAGGAUCACUGGAUUGGAGCCUGUUUCGAAGAUGCCGGUCGUCAGGAGCACUGGAGAUGAUGUUGCGGCGUCGAGCAGAACCACAGGUCUAGAGCCUGCCUCGAGAGCGCUGACCGGUCAUAUCACCGGCGCCGGUGCUCGAAAAUCAAAGACCGGGCUGGAGCCUUUGCCAAGGACACCGGCGGGGGACGGAACUAGCGAUCGCGUUUCAUUGAAAAGAUUCACGGGCCUAGAGCCUGCUUCAAGCAGCCUGACCAGUGGUGCUACUGGCAAUGGCGUUCCGCCAAGAAGGAUCACGGGCUUGGAGCCAGCCUCCAGAACCACGGCCUCUAGUGAUGUUGCGCCAAGGCCCAAGAGGAUCACUGGAUUAGAGAGCAGAAAAAAACAUGGUUGA
Messenger RNA from Pyricularia pennisetigena, 1173 nucleotides. RefSeq lists its product as uncharacterized. The transcript has 2 exons. The record is from RefSeq and is a predicted model, not a curated record. The coding region runs from base 1 to 1173 and encodes 390 amino acids. NCBI's taxonomy places the organism in Eukaryota, Fungi, Ascomycota, Sordariomycetes, Magnaporthales, Pyriculariaceae.